Diachasmimorpha longicaudata is the source of this 2208-nucleotide messenger RNA. RefSeq names its product E3 ubiquitin-protein ligase ZNRF2. Gene Ontology annotation, biological process: protein K48-linked ubiquitination; proteasome-mediated ubiquitin-dependent protein catabolic process. The record is from RefSeq and is a predicted model, not a curated record. The transcript has 4 exons. Gene Ontology annotation, molecular function: ubiquitin protein ligase activity. Gene Ontology annotation, cellular component: membrane; cytoplasm; intracellular membrane-bounded organelle. NCBI's taxonomy places the organism in Eukaryota, Metazoa, Arthropoda, Insecta, Hymenoptera, Braconidae. The coding region runs from base 853 to 1485 and encodes 210 amino acids.
CUGUGGGACCAGAGCACCCCUACGAAGUUACUAGGGAGUUACUAGGGAAUUUAGGGUCGUACACAACACAUACAAUUUCCUCGCACCUAAAAACCCGUUCGCUGCCCCCAGGGCCAAUCAAUCCUCUCCGUGACGCCAGUGACCCCCAUUUCCACCAGCCCAACCCACCCCCACCAACCUCAAUCCCCCAGAAAUCAUUCAACCCUUCCCCCCACGCCCCACCAACUCACCGUUCCUAGGAAAUUUUUCAUUGCAAUAUGUCGGCUGCAAUGUUUUUGCACGAUUGUGGCCCCCGUUGUUGGCUGAUUGUGGUUGGUUGUGGUUGCACUUUUACUUUCAUAAAAUGACUUGCUCAUCGUGUUCCCAAGUUUCACGACAACGGCCUAAGCUAAAUUCCCAAGUGAACAAUUAAUAAUUACCACGUGAUAUCAAGAUAAUCGUGAAUUACAAUCUAUCAACGACGUGGGGGAUAGAUUUAUCCGCCCAGUGGUGAAAAAAUCAUUUUUACUUGUGCUGUUAACCAACCGCCCGGUCGGUGGGGUGGGGGUUGGGGUUGGGGUAGGGGUAGGGGGCGACCACGAGAAUUUGUCAGGGGGUUCAAUGUGUAUUCAACACAAAGAGGGAGUCAGACGAGAAAAUAAUCGCAGAGUAGUUGGGUGAGUGCCUGGGUGAUUGAUACUCAAGAGAGGAGCAAAAAACAUUAUCGAGGAAAAUAAAGAAAAUAUUCAAUCCGGGUAACAGUCGAUUGAAUGUGGAAUUAAUUAAAAUUAAAUGUACAGUGAGAACAACAAUAGUGAAAACAUUUGUUCCUGAAAAGUUUGUGGGGUGUUAUAAAUAAAUAAUUGGGUGGUGAUGGGAGCUAAAACAAGUACAGUGGCACAAGCUGCUGGUGGUAAUGGUCAAUCAUCUGCUGGUGGUAAUGAUACAAUUCAGGGCUUCUCGAUAUUACGUUCGCUACCCGGUGGUGUUGGUAUACUCCAGCAGCAUCAACAAACUAACCAAACACAGGGAUCGAGAGUACCUGGGGAUAACAGACAGCGGGCAAGAUCGUUGAGCUCUGUACCAGAUUUAUCGUCUGGUGAACAGGGUAAUAUGGGUAGUUCGGUUGGAGUUAAUGUUGGUCAGGCACUUGGACUUGGUAAUCUUGAUUCGGAUGAUGGAGAUGAGGACAGUGGAAGGGUCUAUUCUGCUCACAGUUUGCCGUCUCAUAUAUGGUCUUUGAAUGGUCUCAAGUGUCCUGUGUGCUCUAAAUUUAUACUACCGGACGAUAUUGAAUGCCACUUAGUCAUGUGUUUGACGAAACCACGCCUUAGCUACAACGAGGAUGUUCUGGCUGAUGAAAAGGGAGAGUGCGUUAUUUGCUUAGAGGAACUACAGUCUGGUGAUGUGAUAGCCCGUUUACCAUGUCUUUGCAUAUAUCAUAAAAAUUGCAUCGAUAAAUGGUUUCAAGUGAAUCGCAGCUGCCCCGAACAUCCGGGCGAUUGAUUUUGUAAUUGUUGAGUUUACAAGAGAUUUAAUAAAAAGGAAAAAGAAAGAAAGUUAUUCAGGGCAGAGCAUAUACGGAUGAGAGUUGAAUUUGUACACAUAUAUAUACCAUACACAUAUAUACAACAGAGUGUGUAUAUACCAUAUAGCCAUUCUGAUGAAUGAGAUUGCGUAUUUAAUCUAUAGUUUCAAUGUCAGUGCAAUGAGUGGUGUCUACUGUCUUUUUACAACAAAAUGAAAAAAAAAAAAAAAUCUCGAAGAACUUCGACAUCGACGUCGACGUCGACGUCGAGGACGUUACGCCGUUGCCUGACGAUACGUGAACAUCUCUGGGUGAGAGAAAUUAUUAUAUUAAGGAGUGAAAGAGGAAUAAUUGAAUAAAUAAAUAACUAGUCAAGGUGGCCGCUAGUCUGCGAUGGUGGUUUUCCUGUGCACGGAGCGAUUGUUUUUCGAUUAUUUUUUAAACAAUUUAUUUCGUUAGCGAUGGAAAACUCAAUUUGCCAUCGAGAUCUCAAUAUCCUGGUGAUCUGGAUGCCAUGCAGAUGACUCAUUAUUAUUUGGAUAUUGAAUGGUUAAUUUUGACGAGUUAGUUUAUCAUAAUUGAAUUGUUUGGGAUUGAUAAAUUGUUUAUAAUUGUUUAUAAUGAUUAGGGCAGGUUGGGGGGGGGGUGGAACGUCUUCAGUGGUUGAUAAUUCGGAAUCUGGAGGAGAUCGAUUUUUUUUU